This is a messenger RNA of Frieseomelitta varia, 1004 nucleotides long. Its product is annotated as zinc finger protein 511. Bases 157 to 963 code for a protein of 268 amino acids. NCBI's taxonomy places the organism in Eukaryota, Metazoa, Arthropoda, Insecta, Hymenoptera, Apidae. The record is from RefSeq and is a predicted model, not a curated record. The transcript is spliced from 3 exons.
AGAGUGUAGUAGUGUCGCUGCGUUAUUACCGUGUUAAAAAUGUCUUGAUGUUUUAAAGAAUAAUGUAUUGAACAAAUAUACAAUGUGCACUAUCAAAUAAUUUAACAUUAGAUUACAAUAUUUUUUGUAAAGUUUGAAAACUGAAAUCUUAAAAUAAUGGAGGAAUAUUUACGAAAUAUAGGUGUAGGAUUAAGACCUAUUGAUGAUCCAUUUUUUGAGGAUUCGUACAAUAUUUGCAAAAUUUUUCAACGAAAAGGUGUUAUUAUUGAAGAUGAUGAAGAAUUGUGUCAUGAAGUUAUAAAAGAAUUCUCUUGUUAUAUUACUGGCUGUCAAGCAAUAUUUAAUACAUUAAUUGAUUUUGAAAUGCACUACAACAGUAAUCAUCGAUAUGUCUGUGGAGAAUGUAAAAAGUGUCUACCAAAUCCUAGAUUCUUAGAUAUUCAUAUUCAAGAAACUCAUGAUAGCUUUUUCCAAAUUUUAUCUACGAAACAACCAAUGUAUCAAUGUUAUGUGUCUGAAUGUGAUUUGAAAUUUGUUAAUUCAACUGAGAGAAAGGAUCAUUGCAUUAAUGUACAUAAAUUUCCCAAGAAUUUUAGAUUUGACAAUACUGUACAGUGCAUAAAACAUAAGUCAAAAGAUAAAAUGGAUAUUAAUAAACCAGAACCAGAGAAAAAAGAAUCCAAACCUAAGAGAAUACAAUUGAAUAAAAAUCAGAAAUCUAAAAUGUUUAUUGUUGCGGCAAAGACAGCGACAUUACCAAAUGCUACUGUUCAUGGAAAUACAUUAAAUACUAGAACAGGAACAACUUCGUUAAAUUUUAUUCCUAGACAAAUACAAAAAUCAUAUACAAAAGCACUUACUAAAAAUCAAUCCAAUGAGAAAAAUGUACUGGAAACAGGAUGUAUGAUGGAUUUGUCCGAUACAUUAUCAGAGUGUAUGAAUGACAAUAAGAGCAUUUCGUAACUUAAUGUUUUAUUAUAAAUAUAUUUUAAAUAUCACAACAA